AUGGCAAACCCCCCGCCUCACUUGGAUUUAGGCCAAGAGCCGUUUUGGCAACACCUCCAAAGGAACUUGGAACAGGGCCUUGCACAAGGCUCAGCCUCACUUUACUUCAGGUUAUAUGGCCGAACAGACCACACCCCUCCACCUAGCGAGUGGCGAGAGGUAGAGUGGACACUCCAAGACUUUGCAUAUUUCUACGACUGUCCAGAGUAUGAAGCAGCCCGGAUGGCAUACCUGACGGGAGUCGCUAUAUUUCCGCUUGCCCCCUUUCCAACGUGGGCGGAAGUAGUUUACGGGAUGCAAUUUCUUUUCAACCACGUGGACAUGCUCGUUGAUUACAUGCACGUCAGGCCGGAGGUAUUGAUUAAUAAGUCGCCCUGGAAACCACUCGACUUCGCCGUUGGGUUUGUGUUGAGGCUUCUCAACUAUCGGGAGCACAUAGAAAGUGACGUGAUCGAUAGGGGUGAGAUGGUCAAUAAGAAUACGGACUUCCUCGAGAGGCAAAUAAAUUACGCCAAUACCCUUGGUAAGGUUCAGCCGUUCUAUCAGCACUGGGGAAGCUCAGACAAGUGGACCGCAGCCUUUCUCCUAUACACUAAACUUCAGUUUGAACAUGAGGCCUACGUGAAACCCCUUAUGGAAAAUCCUCUGGUCUUAGUCAACGAGUACCACAAGGCAAUGAGCCAGAUAGGACAAGUAAGCGAAGAAGCUCAGAGAAGGUAUAAUGCGUUACGUGCUUUAGAGUUGUAUUUCUAG
Molecule: messenger RNA, 753 nt
Organism: Daldinia caldariorum
Lineage: Eukaryota; Fungi; Ascomycota; Sordariomycetes; Xylariales; Hypoxylaceae
Exons: 1
Coding region: 1-753 (250 amino acids)
Source: RefSeq, a predicted model, not a curated record